UGUAGUCAAAGUAGAGUGCACGAGGAUGGAAUAAAUAUGCCACUUGAUUACUGGUCUGAUCAUUUUACAAAAAAAAGCAAUCACUCUUUUCUGCUGAAUAUGUUUCUCGUUACUGUGUGACAGCAAGAAAAUCCUAAAUAUUAGGACUUUACUGGGGUACACUAAAUUAUCUUGGAAGGAAGAAUGGAAGGACAAAUGGCUACUGAUGCUGUGGUAGAAAGGCUUUCCAAAGGGGAUUCGAAGAAAUUCCAGAAAAAAGUCAAUCAUCUAAAGGAUCCAGAGCUGCAGCUACCACGCUCAUGUUGACCAGGCUGUUGGUGAAGAUGCAAUCUGUCAUCAGUUGGCAGAAUAUUGUAAAACUGCUUAAGGGUGUUCCAAAGAACAAGUGCAAAGAAAAUUCAUGUCACUCUCCACCCCACGUCCUCUUUCAGCUUGGAGGACGUGAUGACCUAGGUCGGGGACUUCUACAUGACUGCUGUCACUGCCACUCUGUGAUUGACUGGCGAAGAAGGUGCAAUUCAGAAUCCCAGUGUACCUUGUGUGGUGAGCCAGAAGACCAACAACUCUCAUGGUCACCUUCUCAUCCCUUCAAUGAAGCCAUCUCCUCUCCAUCAUCGAGGACCAUGAAAGGAUUGACUACGAGUCGUACGCAGCCCCAGCUCAGCUCAGCGCACACCUGUGGCCUAGUGACGGAUGACUGUGAACAUUCCCAUGACCACUCACACCAUGGCCUGGAUUCCCGUCAGUCAUACCUGCUCAGUCCGACAGACAGCUGCCAGAUGGACCGUCACCGCUGUUCGCCCCGCAGUUCCAUACACUCCGAGUGUAUGGUUCCCAUGGUUUCCGGGGAGCACAUGUCCAGCAGCACAUUCCCCCGGAUGCACUACACCUCCCACUACGACUCUAGGGACGACUGCACCAGCGUGUCACACACAGGCAGCAAAAUCAACCGCAUCCCCGCCAACCUGCUUGACCAGUUUGAGAAACAGCUGCCACUACAACGUGAUGGAUUCCACACGCUGCAGUACCAGCGCACCUCCACCGCCAACGAGCAGCGCAGUGAGAGCCCCGGCCGUAUCCGCCACCUCGUGCACUCUGUUCAAAAGCUGUUCACCAAAUCUCACUCGCUGGAGGGCGCCUCGAAGGGGAAUGUGAAUGGCACCAAGGGGGAGGGCCGACAUUCCGACGAUCACCAUCAUUCCCACCAUCCGAAACAUGGCAAGCGGAGUAAGAGUAGAGAGCGGAAGCCAGAGCCCAAGCAUAAGUCGGCGAUGAGUGCCUGGUGGAGCUCUGAUGACAACUUGGACAGUGAAAGCACGUACCGUACCGCCAGUGCGAUGAGCAAACAUCACAUGGACCACAUCUCUCAGUACUAUCCAGACAGCAGUCAGGGGGCCUUCAGUGAUCUUACGCUGAAGACGUCGAAAAGCAACAACGAUGUUAAAUGCUCAGCUUGUGAAGGACUACCCAUGACUCCUGAAGGCAAAUACAUGAAACGGAGUUCGUGGUCCACACUGACUGUCAGCCAGGCUAAGGAAGCCUAUCGCAAGUCAUCUCUCCAUCUGGAGAAACCUCUUGUCCAUCAGGAAAUUAAAUCAUCUCUAAGGCCAUGUCAUUACCUACAAGUGCCCCAGGAUGAGUGGGGAGGAUACCCACUAGGAAACAAAGAUGAGGAAAUUCCUUGCCGGAGGAUGAGAAGUGGCAGUUAUAUUAAGGCCAUGGGUGAUGAAGAAAGUGGUGAUUCUGACACAAGCCCAAAAGGUUCACCCAAGUCUGCCAGUCUCCACCAGACCUUAAUGAAAGCGGCCGGGCAGAAGCUGGACAAUCAGAACCAGAGCUACCUGCAAUCUGCAGUUGAGGUAACCAUCAACCACAGUUUAGAUCCCAGUGCCAACGAGAACUCACCCAAGUUCCGUUCAAGGAACCAGAGCUACAUGAGAGCGGUGAGCACCCUGAGCCAAGCCAGCUGUGUCAGUCAGGUGAGUGAGGCUGAGGUCAACGGGCAGUUUGAGUCAGUUUGCGAGUCUGUUUUCGGAGAGAUUGAAUCCCAGGCUGUGGAUGCGUUGGACCUUCCUGGCUGUUUCCGCACACGCAGUCACAGUUACCUGCGAGCCAUUCAAGCUGGCUACUCACAGGAUGACGACUGUAUCCCAUCACUGUCAUCAGCCAUGAUGGCUUCCUCCAUCAGAUCCACCACAGCAUUCCCCCUGUACGGCAUGCAACAUUACUCGCCAAGAAAUCGGGAGCUCAGCGCGUGGGGAGUUUCAGGCAUGGCAACUCGUCCUAAUACUCCGCAGCAUAUUGUAACUUGCACUAAUUACAAGAAGACCCCACCACCGGUACCACCUCGCACCACCUCCAAGCCAGUAAUCUCAGUGACCACCCAGAGCAGCACCGAAUCAACUCAGGAUGCCUACCACGAGAACCGGUCUCAGAGGAGCUCGCCCUGGCCCCAGGAAGGAAAGGGUCUUUAUAACUCAACGGACAGCUUGGACAGUACAAAGGCAGUGAACAUCGCUUUGGAGACUAUGUCAGCACAGCAGCCCGGCGUUAACAGUGGCAGAAGCAGCAUGGUCCUAACCCGAGACAAAGCCAUCCUAACCCUCGACGUGGGAAAGGCGGAACAGUUCAUCAAGAGCCGACGGUCCUCCAUUGGGAUUCAGGUGGAUGCGGUGGAGACAACAACUGACUCGGACACGGACAGCAGGGGCCUUCGGGAAUACCACUCCAUCGGAGUCCAGGUGGAAGAUGAAAAGCGGCGAGGGCGGUUCAAGCGCUCCAACAGUGUGACGGCAAGUGUGCAGGCUGACCUUGAGCUCGAAGGGUUUCCUGGUCCAGUAACCACUGAGGACAAGGCACUUCAGUUUGGUUCUUCAUUCCAGCGUCACUCUGAGCCCAGCACCCCUACCCAAUACACAGGACUCAGGACUGUACGCACACAGGGUUUGCUGAGCUACAGAGAGGACUAUCGGACACCCACCGACACCUCCAACUUUCCACCUCCUGACCCCUGGCUGGAAUCCACUCAUCAGCCUGCAGAACCCGGACGAAUGUCUCCAUGUCGACGGGAUGGACAGUGGUUCAUGAAGCUGCUGCAUGCGGAAACCAAGCGAAUGGAAGGAUGGUGUAAGCAGAUGGAGAGAGAGGCUGAGGAGAACGACCUGUCAGAAGAAACACUGGGGAAGAUUCGGAGUGCAGUGGGGAGCGCGCAGCUACUGAUGUCUCAGAAAUUCCAGCAGUUUUACUGGCUUUGCCAGCAGAAUCUGGAUCCUAGUGCAAUGCCACGUCCUACUUCCCAGGAUCUAGCAGGAUUUUGGGACCUUCUGCAGCUCUCCAUUGAAGACGUCAGCAUGAAGUUUGAUGAACUGCACCAGCUGAAAGCAAAUGACUGGAAACCCAUCGAGCCACCAGAGAAACAGGAGGAAAAGAAGAUUCCGCCCCCAGUACCAAAGAAACCACCUAAAGGGAAAAUCCCGAUUGUGAGGGAAAAGUCUCUCGACCUCCCGGACAGACAGAGGCAGGAGGCUCGGAAACGGCUGAUGGCCGCCAAGAGGGCGGCUUCCUUCCGACAGAACUCAGCUACUGAGCGCGCAGACAGCAUUGAGAUCUACAUCCCCGAGGCACAGACCAGGCUCUAGUGACAGGCCCUUGCAGAAUGCCCUCCUUUUUCUGUUCACCAUCGGCUCUCCACAUUUGUCAUGUACAUUUCACACAUUCAAGCCUGAUGGAAUUAGUGACGGGGUUUCCAUGGUAAUUCUUGUCCAGCUACCACUGUGUAUGGUCUUGCUGUUGUGUUGGUUGUAGCAUACAUCACAGAGGAAAUGAUUAUAGUUGUGUGUUUUCUGAACUCUGCAGAAGUCCCAGCAUUCUGGGAGAGGGACUGGUUCCGAAAGAUUGCACUAACUAAUCCACCUAACCACCACGCUCUCUCAGAGACUGCUUCAGCGGAGGACCUCUCGCAGAGGAAAGCAAAUUCAGCUAAACCACAAUCUUCUGUUAAUUGGUUUGGUCUGUGUGCUGAAAGGAGAAGGUAAAUUGGUAAUCCAGUGUCACUGGAGAGUGCCAGAGGAGAGCAUGGUUGAAACGCAAAGGUGCUGCGUUUUCAACAAAAAAAAAGUGGGAAGAAUGCAUGAUAUGUCAGCAUCAUUCCUUAUUUUUUAACAUUAUAAGAGAACCCGGCUCCUAACAGGGAAACAGGAAAGCACUCUGCUCAGUACCUGAGCAGAACUGUUCCCCACUCAAAACUAUUCAGGGACUCACCUUCAGUGUGCUUUGGGGGAAGUGUAAGUGAACAGGUAAGAAUUAUUCCUUGGAACGAACUCUUAGAGAAUAGUAUCCUCAAGAAUCUAUUGGGACACACAGUACUUUUAUCCACCGUGACAAAGUAUUGAGACCCCUUGGUCUCAAGAGUUUUUGCCAAAACAUUUAUUGCUUGAACGGGAGCUAUUUAAAUACUUCGGGAAUGUGCUGAAACGGUAUUCAGCAAAUUAUUGUUACCUUUUGGGUAAAAACAUUAGGUUUUGGGGAAAGGGGGGUGGUAGUGGGGUUGAGGAGAGGGUUGGUCAGUGAUCACCUUGUGGGUGCCAAAUAUGUGCAAUAGUGAUCAGCCUGAUAUAACCAUGUGCAAUUACUGACGUGCCAACACUGCAGCCAAUCAGAAGGAAGUUACCUCCUUGUGAACGCUUGCCUUCAGUAACCAGACACUGCAAGCUCCAUUGCUCAAGGAAAUUUACAAUUAACUAACCCCCAAUAACCCUUUCAUAUAUAUUGUAAGGUUUUUUUUAAGAUCUUUUUAUUUAUUCAUAUAUCUAUAUACAACGGUGUGAAACUUUUGAAUUGGCAUGCAAUUCUUUUUUCAUUUAAGGGAAACAAUAAAUAUGCUAGCUGUAACUUAGAACAUAAAUCAUACACACUCACAGUAAUUAUGUUUUUAUUUAUUUUUGCAUUUUAUAUAAGUAUUAUUUUAGAUAUUUGUAAGCAGUUGGUCUAUUUUUCAACUCUGGGUGUGUGUGUGUGUUUAGGCAUCUGCGUGCGUGCAUGUGUGUCUGUGUCUGUGUGUGCAUGUGCCUGGAUGCAUCUUUCUGUGUGUCUAUAUGUGUGUGUAUGGUGUCUGUGUGUGUGUAUGCAUGUAUCAGUGUGCGUGCGUGUGUAUCAGUGUCUGGCUGUUUGCGUGUGUCCAGAUGCAUCUUUCUGUGUGUGUGUGUCUGUCUGUCUGUCUGUCUCUGUCUUUCUGCCUGUGUCUGUAUGUGUGUAUCAUUUGUGUCUGAGUGAUCAGCAGAAGACUGCUUGAAUGUGUCUGCUAAGACAGUGGUCCCCAAUCACCAAGCAUGUGCUACCAGGCCGCGAGGAAACGAUAUGAAUCAGCUGCACCUUUCCUCAUUCCCUGUCACGCACUGUUGAACUUGAACAUAGGGUUGCUAACUGUCCUGUAUUAGCCGGGACAUCCCGUAUAUUGGGCUAAAUUGGUUUGUCACAUACAGGACCGCCCUUGUCCCGUAUUUCCCCCGCUAAGGUAGAGCGUUCCUAUGAAACCGUUCGUAAGCCGAAGAAGCAAUUACCAUUAAUUUAUAUGGGAAAAAUUUUUGAGCGUUCCCGGACCCAAAAAAUAACCUACCAAAUCAUACCAAAUAACACAUAAAACCUAAAAUAACACUAAAAUAUAGUAAAAGCAGGAAUGAUAUGAUAAAUACACAGCCUAUAUAAAGUAGAGAUAAUGUAUGUACACUGUAGUUUCACUUAACAGAAUCGGGAAGAUUAAGCCAAAACUGAUCAAUCAUGCGCAUGUCAUGUAUGCGUACGUCACGCUUGCACACACGGGUGCCCGCUCAAGGCUUCAUGGUCAUGGUAGUCUUUCUCAGGGUAAACGCAAGUGUCCCGUAUUUGACUGCUACUUUUGUCCCUUAUUUGGGAGUGAGAAAGUUGGCAACCCUACUUGAACACCACCCCCCCCCCCGUCGGCCGGUCAGCAAGAAUAUUGUCAAUAUUAAACGGUCCACGGUGCAAAAACGGUUGGGGACCCCUGUGCUAAGAUUUCAGUUUGUCUAACCACAUGUAGAUUAUUUUAUCUGAGAGGUGAUUAAAUUGUGUUUAAAUUACUUCCUUCAUGAUUAUGAAAAGGAAGUGACUGUUUAAAUUCUGACCUCAUUGUAGAACAAAUUGGUCCAAUGAUAUCGGCCUAUUCCAGCGUAACUCAGAAUUCAGAAUCCUUCUGGCAGGAUGCCCUGAAGCCCCAGCAUACACUCCCUCCUCACCUUUCAUUCAUAUUAUUGCCAACAGCCUUAAAAUAAAUUGGACGCAAAAACAUGAAUGAAUGUACAGCCCCUAAAUUUGCAAAAAGAAAGUGCCCAAGAAACAGUUUAUGCCAUAAGUAACUACAUUCUAGUAUCAGGGAGAGUGCAUUACAACUAAUGUUUAGUUAGAGAAGCUGAAAUGAUAUUCAAAGACAGGCUAAGGAAUGUAUUCAAAAACUGUAGGUCACUCUGCUGUUCAGCAUUAAUUGUAAGCGUUAGUGUCCUUAGUUGACUUUCUAUACUCGGUUUAGAGAGCUGAGUUACUUUUGGUAGAUUAUCUGGCUUGCUUUAUGUACUGUAAAGAAUACUGAGCCAACUCUGAAAGGGAAUGGCUAGUCAUAAAAAAAACCAUUCACCUCCCAUUCUUGCCAUCUGGAUAUUAGAAACAGAUGAUAUUCAGCUGCAGUUGGAACAGACUUCCUCGAAUUAAGAGAUAUUACCACCUUCUCUUCUGCUGCUCAGUAGCAGUGUGUCAAAUCGACACCUUAGGCAGGCAUCUACCUUCAAAGUGGCAAGAAUUACCUUUUUAUACACUGACAGAUUUAGUAAAUAGUUCCAAUAUGAAGCGAAACAUAUCAAUCUUCAGAUCUUUACAAAACACAAAUGCAGCUUUGAUGUUUUUUGUUAUCAUCAACCAAUUACAUUGAUCCCAAUGUGAAAUUAUUGACGUUGUUCCUGUUGAUGAAAUGUUAUCACCUCUGUUCGGGUGAGAAGCCUACAUUUUUAAGUGCAAUAUACCAUGUAUACCAUUGAUGAUAAAGAUAAUGUCAGAGCAACUGAAAGAAAGGCAAUACUUUUUUUUAAACUCUCCACUAUUCUCCAUUAGGUUAAUAGCAAUAUUAUUUUAUACAUAUGUACUUGUCACUGCGACUGAACUUGUAUUUGAAAGCAGAACAUAUACUAAUGCAAAGAAUUCUGAAUGUUCGAUAAACUACCAUUAACUUUAACUGCACAUUAACUGAGGCAACACGAGUUGCAUUUAAUAUACAUUCCAUUCUGUCACUUCAAUUGGCCAUACUUUAUAAAUCAGACAUAAUAUUUACCCUAAAAUGCUUUGAUUUGUUUUAGUGGUGGGGUAGUAGAAAAGCGGGCAGUGAGACUGAUUUCUUUUCAUUGUUUUACAAUGAAUAACUGACCUUCAAUUAGGUCUACCCAAUGGAAAGGAUCCCAUGAUGAAGAACUUGUUGGCGACAUCAUUAUGAGUCAACACAAUAUGAGUAGUGUAUGAUAGGUCCGGCAAGCUGUAGUUGGCAACAGAGAUUCUGACAGUUGUGGACUGUCGCUGGAUGAUUUCUGAUGUAACACUUCGCAAAAGCAGCAGCCUAUCAUUGUCCACUUUGUGAGUUAUGAGAAAUUGCUACAUCUGCACAUUAGUUAGCAAUUAAACUCACAAUAGCAAAUUAGUAUAGGUACUCAAUUAUAGUUUUAAUUAAUGUAGGUACUUAACAAAAUAUAUCGGUUUAAUGAGGAAAUUUAUCUUUCUGCAAUUUCACUCAAACACCUCUGGCCCAGAAAAUAAACAAUUAAACCUGUGGGGUCCAAUUCCUGUGAGUAGUCAAUUGUACCUAAAUAGUUCUCUAUUUAGUUUGUAAUAUUUGUAUUAUUUUUUCAGUUGCUUCUUGUUCUUAUUUUGCUUUUCACUUUCCCUCACUUAUUUCUCUUUCCGUACUUGAGCUGAUUUUAAUUCACUCAGUUUAUUGUCCUCUGACUUCUUUUCUUUUCCAUCUCUGUCAUCGGUUCAGAUGACAGACUGUUGAUCCUUACAGUCGCCAGUGGCCUCACUGUUUUCAGAUCAGUCUGAAGCUCCUGAUAGUGAGGGAAAGGCUGAAUUGCAGACUGCACUCUGAGAUGCCCCACACCAGCAGAUUCUGGAUUGUAUCACAUGCAGACUGUGACUGAUUGGGUUUAACUACAAUUCUUUACAGAGGUAAAUAAAUAACAAACAGAGAUAUCGGUAUAUAAAUUAAAGCACGACUAACUAACUAAGUGGAGAAACAAUAUCACAUUUGCAGGAAAACAGUUUGGAGUGCCAAAUAUUGUUACAUUGCACAGUAAAGUCCUUUUAUAGAGAUAAUUAUUUCUCUGAUUCAGUCUCUUUUGCCAUUACAUUUCUUUUGAAAUGCACUAUUUAUUUGCAUGCACAAUAGAGAAAUUAAUAUUGAAUGUACAGUGCGCUAUUUUGCUGACCGUGAUUUCUUGGUACUUGCUAAUGCCUUCUUUCGCAGUUAGUGAAUCAUUAUUUCGGGGACAUGUUUGGCAUCACUUGAUUUGCACUACCUUUUUCGGUUGGUAACUGCUUUGAUUUGUUGAUUAUGAUCACGAGAUGUGCUUUAUUGGUGUGUCUUUGAAGUGCUCUUUCAACACAAUCACACACACACACACACACACACACACACAGUGUAUCACUAGUAACCAUUGAUCAACUGUAAAUAUCUUUGCACUUAAAACAUUUGUUUUGGGGGGAGGUAUCUGAUGCUCUCAUGACCUGGCAGAGUCCUGCUAUACCAGUGACAGAACUGAACCCUGAAGUGGAUUGUCUUUGCUUCUGAUUGUACAGAAGGCUACUGCCCUCCACAUAUAUGUUUAUUUAUUUCCCCGUAUGUACACAAAAGAAUUAUAUCAGAACAAAUUGUAAAGAAAAUAAUCCAGUCUUGACUUAUUUCCUUCCAAUGAAAUCUGAUCUGAAUGUUUGAUAAAAUUAUGAGUUGUUUCAAAAUUACAGCCUUGUGUAUUGUAUUGUUACUAUUUUUAAUAGUAAAUUGCCAUUUCUUGACUUCA
Messenger RNA from Mobula hypostoma (lesser devil ray), 9068 nucleotides. It is a transcript of the gene dlgap2a, whose product is annotated as discs, large (Drosophila) homolog-associated protein 2a. The record is from RefSeq and is a predicted model, not a curated record. Gene Ontology annotation, cellular component: glutamatergic synapse; postsynaptic specialization. Gene Ontology annotation, molecular function: molecular adaptor activity. Gene Ontology annotation, biological process: signaling. NCBI's taxonomy places the organism in Eukaryota, Metazoa, Chordata, Chondrichthyes, Myliobatiformes, Myliobatidae. Bases 300 to 3638 code for a protein of 1112 amino acids. The transcript has 15 exons.